AUGCACUUCUUUAAUGAAUAUCAUAAGAUGUGUUUGAAAUCAAAUAUUUUUGUUAAAAACUGGCUGUUCAAUUCACUUUGAAUUAAUGCCUUAAGCUUCCUAAAACAUUUAAGCGUGAUUAUCGUUGACAAUAGAUUUUUAGGCUUCAAUAGCAAGGCUAAUUUUUUACGGUGGCUUUGUAUGGGGUUAGCUAAGAGGUUGGAUGCACAUUUAUACAAAUGUCUCGUUCUGAUCGAUUAUUUAGGCCAUUAAUAUUAGAAUAAUAAAUGAAUGGUAACAUCUAAUAAAUUAACCCCAUGGCUUCCAAAUAUUUAAAGCUAAAAUUUAAAACACAUGAAUAUAAACAGUAAAUAGUUUAUUAUUUUACAAUUCCGCUUAAAAAUGUAUUUGUUUGUGUAUUAUAAAAAAUGCAUUUAUAAAUGUGUGGACUCCGGAGCCAUGUUCCGAAAAUCAACGCUAAGUGACCUAUGCUAAUUUGACGCACGUAGAAUAGCCAAAACAUACAAUGAUUAAGGUUCUCGUGAGAAUUAGUUUUGUAUUGUACUUUUACCAUGCCUUUGGAUUCAUGCAAAUAUUGCCCGCACCAAAUGUGCUUUUAGUACUGAGUGAUGAUCAAGAUGUAGAACUACACGGUCUGUAUCCACUUCAACAAACUUCGAAACUUUUGAGCAAGUAUGGCACACAAUUUACCAAUGCCUUUACUAGUACGCCGAUUUGUUGUCCCGCGCGAGCAAGCCUGUUAACUGGACAGUAUGCGCACAACCAUAGGACAAUCAAUAAUUCAUUAAGUGGUGGCUGCAAUGGGCCUUACUGGCGUAAAAUGUUCGAGCCACGCUCAUUGCCUACGCUGUUACAGAAGCAUGGGUAUCAAACAUUCUUUGCUGGAAAAUAUUUAAACCAAUUUAAAGGCGCUGAAGUUCCGAACGGCUGGGAUGAGUUUUAUGGCCUUCACGGGAACUCGCGUUAUUAUAACUAUACACUGCGUGAAAACACAAAAAAUGUGAGCUUUACGGAUAUAUAUUUGACGGACCUGUUGAGGGACAAAGCGGCAGCAUUUAUUCGAAAUUCGACAAUGAAUCAUCAUCCAAAACCAUUUUUUGCAAUGGUAUCUCCACCAGCCGCUCACGCACCCUUCACACCAGCCCCGCGUCAUGAAGGUGUAUUUCCUCAUGUACGAGCGUUGCGCACUCCUAGCUUUAACGCUCCCGAUAAGAAUAAACAUUGGUUGGUUAGAUCAGCUCAACAUUUGUCAAAUGACUCGGUCUUCACAAUAGAUAAGUAUUUUCAGAGGCGGUGGGAAACGCUGCUAGCGGUUGAUGAAAUGAUGGUGACAUUGAUAACAGUGCUUAAUGAAACCCAAUGCCUUGAAAAUACUUACAUCAUCUACACUUCGGAUAAUGGUUACCACUUGGGCCAAUUUGCACAGCCUUUUGAUAAACGACAACCUUAUGAUACUGACAUCAAAGUGCCAUUACUUAUCCGUGGACCAGGCGUACCAGCUGGCCGCUUAAUGGACAUGGCUGUCAGUUUGGUAGAUCUAACGCCUACCAUACUGGAAUGGGCCGGUUUGCCGGUCCCAAAUUAUAUAGAUGGUCGCUCUUUUAAAAGUGAGUUGUCACAGGUGCACCAGACAAAUAAAAAGCAGCAAUUUUCCAAACAACGCAUAUUGCUCAUUGAGUAUUGGGGUGAAGGUAAUGAUGAUACAUAUAAUCCGGCUUGCCCAGGAAAUCGAACUGACCAUUUAGCGCAAUGCACUCCGGAUGCAGAUUGUCAUUGUCAAGAUUCAUGGAACAAUACAUACACGUGUAUUCGUGAUUUUCGGUACAACCUCGAUCGCAUAUAUUGUGAGUUCCGGGAUACUGAGAAUUUUCUUGAGGCAUAUGAUUUGCACCAAGACCCCUAUCAAUUAAAAAAUAUCGUUUACGAUCUACUUCCAAUGGAACGAGCUCUAUAUGGACUUUUACUUCAAAACCUCACGAAAUGUACUGGCAAAACGUGCAAUAUUUGAUUUGUCGUUGUAGCUGUUGAAAAUUAAUCAUGCGCAUAUUUUUCCAAAUAUAAGUCAAUAUCAACCAAUUAAAAUCAACUAUUAAGUUGAUCUGGCACGUA
Messenger RNA from Drosophila montana, 2109 nucleotides. RefSeq names its product N-acetylglucosamine-6-sulfatase-like. Gene Ontology annotation, biological process: glycosaminoglycan metabolic process. Lineage: Eukaryota; Metazoa; Arthropoda; Insecta; Diptera; Drosophilidae. Gene Ontology annotation, molecular function: glycosaminoglycan binding; N-acetylglucosamine-6-sulfatase activity. The transcript is spliced from 4 exons. The record is from RefSeq and is a predicted model, not a curated record. Bases 506 to 2008 code for a protein of 500 amino acids.